This is a messenger RNA of Sphaeramia orbicularis (orbiculate cardinalfish), 1336 nucleotides long. RefSeq names its product phosphoribosyl transferase domain containing 1b (gene prtfdc1b). The coding region runs from base 96 to 770 and encodes 224 amino acids. NCBI's taxonomy places the organism in Eukaryota, Metazoa, Chordata, Actinopteri, Kurtiformes, Apogonidae. Gene Ontology annotation, biological process: hypoxanthine metabolic process; guanine salvage; purine ribonucleoside salvage. The transcript is spliced from 9 exons. Gene Ontology annotation, cellular component: cytosol. The record is from RefSeq and is a predicted model, not a curated record. Gene Ontology annotation, molecular function: magnesium ion binding; hypoxanthine phosphoribosyltransferase activity.
GCUCCUCCUCUCUCGUCGCACAGCCAGAUCCUCUAAAAGCCUGCCGCACCAGUUAUUUCAGACAAGAAGCCUUCUGUUUGGGCGGAAAAAACAACAUGGCAGACGAGCUCCGGUCUCAGAGAAGAAGCGACGGAAUUGUGAUUGAAGAUGACUGGCCAGGCUACAGUUUAGACCUCUUCAGCUAUCCAGCCCAUUAUUCUGGAGACUUAGACUGUGUCAUCAUUCCACAUGGCGUCAUUAUGGACAGGACGGAGCGCCUCGCUAGAAACAUCAUGGAUGACCUCGGUGACCACGACAUAGUGGUGCUGUGUGUUCUGAAGGGGGGCUACCAGUUCUGUGCCGACCUGGUGGACAGGAUUAAGGCACUUAGUCGUAACUCCAACCGCACCAUUCCCAUGAGGGUCCACUUUAUCCGCCUUAAGAGCUACCUGAAUGACCGGUCCACAGAGGAUCUUCACAUAGUUGGAGCAGAAGAUCUGUCCUUUUUAGCAGGAAAGAACGUUCUGAUCGUGGAGGCCAUAGUCGGAACAGGGAAGACAAUGAAAACUCUCCUGGAGCACGUUGAAGCCUUCAGGCCCAAAAUGAUCAAAGUAGCUGGGUUGCUGGUCAAGAGAUUGCCACACAAUUCAGCAUGUCUUCCUGACUAUGUUGGCUUUGAGAUACCCAAUCGUUUUGUGGUUGGAUAUGCCUUAGACUACAAUGAAUAUUUUAGAGACCUUAAUCAUAUUUGUGUCAUCAGUGAAAGUGGAAAGCUGAAAUACAAGAUUUAAAAGGGGAUCGGAGAAAGAAGGGACUGACACACAGAUGUCAUCCAACAGCGAGCCUUAACGUAUUUCCUGAGAUGCCGUUGACUCACAGCUGGGACGUUUUUCAUUAAGCAUGCCUGUUUUGAUAUAACAUGUUUUAGACUACAUUUAACUGGAAAGUUUAGAACAAUUACAGAUAGUUUUGGUUCUUUCAUGCAUUAGCAAAUAUAAUUUUAACUCUGUUGCUUUCCAGUUUUGCUCUAUUUUUAUACGCAAUGUAAAGUUCUGAAUAAAUAUGAUGGUUUUUCUAAGAUGAUAGGAUUGUGUGUGAUGAGGUUACAGAAGGAAAUGAAACGUUUUCUAUUUUUUAAGACAUUUGUCAUGCCUUGUCAUGCCUUCACUCUUGACUUUUUAUGCUGCAUUAGAUUUCAUGUUUGUCGCCUUUUAAGCUCAGGGGAAAGCAAUGGUUUUGUACACAUUAAGUACACUAACUACCUACCUCUUUUUUGGUUUCUCAUAAUGUGAGCUUUAGUGGGAUCAUCUCUGUAUCUCUUUUUUUAAUUAACAAAAAAUAAAGUAUUUGUAACAUG